ACAGCCUCCUUCACCCGAUCUGACUAUCCUGACCUCUGCUCUUCCCUGGUUGUCAUCGCACCCCCUUCAGCACCCCUUCGCUGAACGGCCAGUCAACUCUUUGCCUUUGAAUGGCAGGCAUGUCCCUUCUUGAAUGCCUCUCCCCGACCCCCGCCCCAAGCUCCUGAAAAAGGAAACAUGCGCACUUCAGAGCUAGAAGCUGUCCGAGUGCUGAAAUUUAUAGGCUGGGUAAGAUCACGUCUCUCUCUUUCUGUAGCCCUCAUUCCAGCACAGGAUCUCAGCAUUUCUGCCCUCUGCUCCCUACCCACUCCGGCGCGCAAAGUCCUUCCCCCGCACCUCAUUUCCAACUUCUUUUUAAAAGACAACAUUUUCUAGAGAAAAGGGACUUGCUAACCCAAAAGGACUUCAAACAAAAGCCACAGCAACCCGACUUCCAGCAUGGCAUUGUCACCAGCCCCCUUCGCAUGGUGAUGCGAUUAAGGUAGCAGCGUUUUUCCUUAUUCAGGAGCAGCGGCUGAAGGAUCCCUCAGUUCUAAGGCUUUGUCUUUCCUGGGUUAACUGAUGGUCCGGAGCCCCAGUUUGACCUGACCAUGACGCCUAGGACUGGCACUUUUUGUUUUUCCUCAGCCAACUGUCCAAACCCAAAUCUCUUUUUGAUUUUCAAGGAAACUAGAUUCCUGCCAGAUUUUCAAUCUGGACAAUAGAUAGAUACUUUGUCCUAGCUUCUUUCUGGAAUCAUUUCGGGGAUAUUUUCCACAAGCAUCACAGAAACAGGAAUGAACCGGCAGCUAGUGAACAUUUUGACAGCCUUGUUUGCAUUUUUCUUAGAGACCAACCACUUCAGGACGGCUUUGGGCAAAGACCAUGACUCCCGGUCUGGCAAACAGCCUUCGCAGACCCUGUCUCCUUCAGAUUUCUUGGAUAAAUUAAUGGGAAGGACAUCAGGAUACGAUGCAAGAAUCAGGCCAAAUUUUAAAGGUCCUCCAGUAAACGUUACUUGCAAUAUUUUUAUCAACAGUUUUGGAUCAGUCACAGAAACCACCAUGGAUUACCGAGUGAACAUUUUUCUGAGACAACAGUGGAAUGACUCCCGGCUGGCAUACAGUGAGUACCCUGAUGAUUCCCUGGACUUGGACCCAUCGAUGCUGGACUCCAUUUGGAAACCUGAUUUGUUCUUUGCCAAUGAGAAGGGUGCCAACUUCCAUGAUGUCACCACCGACAACAAAUUGCUUCGGAUUUCAAAAAAUGGCAAAGUGCUCUACAGUAUCAGACUCACCUUGACCUUAUCCUGUCCCAUGGACUUGAAGAAUUUUCCAAUGGAUGUCCAGACUUGUACAAUGCAGCUGGAGAGUUUUGGGUACACGAUGAAUGACCUGAUAUUUGAGUGGCUAAGCGACGGUCCAGUUCAAGUUGCUGAAGGAUUGACCCUACCCCAGUUUAUUUUGAAAGAAGAGAAGGAACUCGGCUACUGCACAAAACACUAUAACACCGGAAAGUUUACCUGCAUUGAGGUUAAGUUUCACCUGGAACGCCAGAUGGGAUAUUAUUUGAUCCAGAUGUACAUCCCCAGUCUGCUGAUAGUCAUUUUGUCCUGGGUCUCCUUUUGGAUAAACAUGGAUGCAGCCCCUGCCAGAGUCGCGCUGGGCAUCACCACAGUCUUAACGAUGACUACUCAGAGUUCAGGUUCCAGGGCAUCGCUGCCAAAGGUCUCCUAUGUCAAAGCGAUUGACAUCUGGAUGGCAGUGUGCCUUCUGUUUGUGUUUGCCGCUUUACUGGAAUACGCAGCAGUGAACUUUGUCUCCAGGCAACACAAGGAGUUCCUGCGGCUGCGGAGAAGACAGAAGAGGCAGAAUAAGGAAGAAGAUGUUACUCGUGAAAGUCGUUUUAAUUUCAGUGGUUAUGGGAUGGGUCACUGCCUCCAAGUGAAGGAUGGGACAGCGGUCAAGGCCACACCUGCCAACCCGCUCCCACAACCCCCACAAGAUGCAGAUGCCAUCAAGAAGAAGUUUGUGGACCGGGCAAAAAGGAUUGACACGAUAUCUCGAGCUGCCUUCCCAUUGGCCUUCCUCAUUUUCAACAUCUUCUACUGGAUCACAUACAAGAUCAUUCGGCAUGAAGAUGUCCACAAGAAAUAGAUGUGCCCUUCAGACCCUGGGACCGUCUUGCCUAAAGUGUUGUGCUUGUAUAUACACAGUGAAAUUGUCUUUAUAUCACUUUGACAGAGGAGAAGACUGGGGGAUGGGGGAGGGAGGACCAUGGGGCAGGUUUCCUGGCACCUGUAAGUUAUCUGGCAAUGAAGGAAAAUGUUUGCACAAAAUUAAGGUGUUGCAGAAUCACGUGAGCAUAAUUCCCUUCAUAGUCUUUAGCACUGUUCUUUCAGAUGAUGCAUCAAUUAGACAUGAUAUGCAAGGUCAAGUUCUCGAGUGCAAUUUGUCUUUUGGUUUGGUUUUGACUAAUUCUGGUACUGAAAAGUUAGCUUCACACACACACACACACACACACACACACACACACACGGAAAAUGCUUACCAUCUGACCAUAGUGACUAGCCUACAGUGAGCUGAGGACCAAACUUUUUUCAGGAAAAUGCUGCCUCAUUUUUAAAACAAGCCUCCUGAGCUAAGUACUUUACAAUGUCUGUAAUUAGUGUUUCACCAGAGAAAUCCUUUUGUGGGUCUUAAGUUAUUUCUACUGAUUGAAAACAACAACAAUAAAAAAAUUAACACCAAUCACAAAGAACAGAUUUCUACUUUCCUGUCUGUGUGGGUGUGCAUUUUAUUAUUUUUCUUUCCUAGAUGUAAUUUUGGGGUUUAAAUUGUGUCUCGUGUAAUUGAUUUGACAGUAUACCCUCUUAAAAAUGAACGCCCAUUUUAUUUUAGAUCCAAGUUAGCGCACUAUUUUGUUCGCUUUGGCUAUAUUUACGUGUGAAGUGCUCAAGUGUCACUUAGCCAUUGCAGCCUCUUGGCCACAGUAUUUAUGGAGAUGGUGUGUCCUGAAUGGUGUAGCUCAUAUUAGCCUGAACUUCCCAUUUCUGCUCUCAUCGUAGGUGUAACUACUAGUCCUAAUGUCAACCGACCCAUAAUUUCUACUGUCAAUCCAAGUGAAUAUCGUUUUAAAUAUCCUUAAUGAACUUAAAGAAUUUUAAAAUUGUACUGUGAUUUUCAUAACCCGUUGCCUUUUUGGUACCAGAGCUACGUGGUUUAAAUCCUGGCUACAUGUUUUAAGUAAGAAAAAAAUAAAAUAAAAGACGUAUUUUUGCUUACUCAGAUAAAAGACAACCUGUAAAAACAUAAUGAAAAGAUUAAAUUUUACAUGUGCUGUAAAAGGGAUUAUUAAAAAAAAAGUACUUGUUCAAUUUCAAUAAAGCUA
Messenger RNA from Hipposideros armiger (great roundleaf bat), 3369 nucleotides. RefSeq names its product glycine receptor alpha 2 (gene GLRA2). NCBI's taxonomy places the organism in Eukaryota, Metazoa, Chordata, Mammalia, Chiroptera, Hipposideridae. Gene Ontology annotation, molecular function: extracellularly glycine-gated chloride channel activity; transmembrane signaling receptor activity; transmitter-gated monoatomic ion channel activity. The transcript is spliced from 9 exons. The record is from RefSeq and is a predicted model, not a curated record. The coding region runs from base 777 to 2135 and encodes 452 amino acids. Gene Ontology annotation, biological process: monoatomic ion transmembrane transport; chloride transport. Gene Ontology annotation, cellular component: postsynaptic membrane; plasma membrane.